Penicillium egyptiacum is the source of this 900-nucleotide messenger RNA. The record is from the annotation of a GenBank genome assembly. Lineage: Eukaryota; Fungi; Ascomycota; Eurotiomycetes; Eurotiales; Aspergillaceae.
AUGAUGAUGCCUCCGGGGACCAGCCUACUAGGCGGAGAUGAUAUCUUAGAGGGCCUCCCGCCUAGCACGCAUAGGUAUCAAUACGAGUGUGAGCAGCAGUUUCUCGACGUUAUGUUCCGGGAACAUGAUCUUUGGUCACGUGGAGAGACCAACGAAUUCGUCGUCUUCAUCAACUUAGACGAGCGCACCUUCCAUCGCGGUUUCCUCGAAUCUAGCGAGAAGCUGAUAAACAACUCCUGGCAAUCUUACUCCUCGUUGUCUCAGUGUCUCCACGCAAGAAUGAAGACUGGAACCCACGAAGAGCUCCACUUCGCAUUUUACGAUCUGUUGAGAGAAAAGCUGGUCCCAAUGGGCCUCGGCCAUUCGCUGCAUAGACAAGGGGGUCGUACUACUUCCGGUGGCCCCAAAGGCAAGCAGGCCGACAACGGCCUCUACCCACGACGCCUUCCGCCUGGACGCACAGACAAGUGGCCCUCGGUUGUAAUCGAGGUGGCUUUCUCAGAGUCGAAAACCAAACUUCGAUGUGAUCUCGAUUGGUGGCUUUCUCAGUCAAACGGAGAUGUCAAAACCGCAAUCAGUCUCUCCACCAACAAGUCGAAACGAGAAAUCAUCAUUGAGGCAAGGGAAAUGGUCGAAGGCUCAAAGGGAAGAGCACCAGCACUUCAGCAACAAGUUGUCAUUCGGAAACAGACGGCCGACAGCAUUACCAGCGUGACAAAUGCGCCUUUUACCAUUGCGUUCGAAAGUCUGUUGCUGCGUCCAACGACCCAGCCGGCAGAAGGAGAUCUUGAACUCACGGAAGAUGAUCUACAGAAAUUGGCUGAAGAGGUCUGGGAGACACAGUCGUUUAGAGACCGCACAAUGGAAAUGGGCGAUCACUUAUCUGAGGACGGCAUGUGA